GUUCAUUUAAUUUUCGUGUUCAACACAAAAUACAAAAUUUGUAUAAUGUUUAUAACAAUAAUAAUAAUUCUCUUCGCUUUUUUUCUUCCUUGACUUUUACGUAUUUAGUUCUUAGAUUAUUAGAUAAUAGAGAGAGAAACGAGAAGCUUAAAACAAAUUAUUGUUUUCCUCUGGUUUCUGUGGAUUUCAAACCCUAAUUUUGUGGAUUUUGAGAUCGCGAUCGGUUCCAUGGAGGCUAAUUCCAAUUCCGAUGAGGAAUUUUAUCAGAAUAAUAGCAGUAAUAGCAACAGCAGUAGCAGCAGCGACGAGGAUAACGGCAACGGCGACGGUAACGGUAACGAGACGAAUAACAGCAGUAAAAACGUCGCUGUUGUUUCUAAUGAAGGACUAACUAAACCUAAACGUCAGAUGAAAACUCCUUUUCAACUCGAUGCUCUUGAAAAAGCUUAUGCUGCGUCUACGUAUCCGACAGACAAGGUGCGAGAAGAAUUAUCUCAGAGGUUAAAUCUGACUGAUAGGCAAUUACAAAUGUGGUUUUGUCAUAGAAGACUGAAGGAUAAAAAGGAGGACAAAAGGGAGGACAAGAAAGAAGACAAGAAAGAGGAGAAAAAGGAAACUCCUGGUAACAGGAAGCGUAAGAUGGUGAAUUUGCCGGAGUCUCCUGUUGAGGUGAGGGCAAUUGUACCUGAGCCUGGAAGUGAUUAUGGCUCUGGGUCUGGUUCAGGCUCUAGUCCAUUUAUGGAGUCAAGGAGGGGGGUUUCAGAUGACACUCAUUCGAUGAGGAGGUAUUAUGAUUCGUCGCCACAGUCAGUUAUGGAGCUUAGAUCUAUUGCGUGCGUGGAAGCACAGUUGGGGGAGCCGCUAAGGGAGGAUGGACCAAUUCUGGGAAUGGAGUUUGAUCCAUUGCCUCCUGAUGCAUUUUGUGAACUUUUAUCAUUGGUGGAGCAGCAGAGACGAUCAGCUCAUCCUUAUGAUGGCAAAGUAUAUGAGAGACACAACACAAAGUCUAGCAAGGCAUCUACAAGGGUGCUUCAUGAUUAUCAAUUUCUUCCUGAGCAGUCCAGUAUUAGGUCUGAUGCUUAUGGAGAAGCUGCUCAAUCUCCUUAUCUCGAUUCUCUGGUUGAUAAUUUGAGGGGCAGACCAUUAUUUGUGCCUGGAGAUGAAUCAUUGUCCAGGGUUCAUGGUGCCCAAGGCCAAACAUCUCGUGCUCGCCUUUUUUCUCAAUCAGACAAGAAGAGACAUGUUUUUUCAUCACCUUACGAGGAUGAUGAUUAUCUUCUGCAGCGUGACUCCUUUACAAACAAAAGAAUAAAUUCCCAGACCUGUAGUCAACCAGUUAUGGGAUCAGAAAAUCCAGAUAGCUUUUCCAAUGACCAAGUCUUCCACACUGAAACAGAUGUGCGUAUGGAAAAGAAGCGCAAGACUGAUGCCCCUAGAACAUCUAUGGAUCAUGAAGCUAAUGACCUUCAAAUCCACAAAGAACAUGAGAAAAUGGAUCUACUGAGGCGGAAGAAUGAGGAACGCGUGAAAAGGGAGAUGGAAAAGCAUGAUCGUGAAAGAAAGAAGGAAGAAGAGAGGUUGAUGCGUGAAAGGCAGAGAGAGGAGGAGAGAUCAUUGCGUGAGCAAAAACGCGAAAUUGAAAGAAGGGAGAAAUAUUUGCAGAAAGAGAAUAUAAAAGCUGAGAAAAUGAGGCAAAGGGAGGAGCUUAGAAGAGAGAGAGAGGCAGUUAAGCGCCAAACUGCAGUUGAGAAGGCCACUGCCCGCAAAAUUGCUAAGGAAUCUAUGGACCUCUUAGAGGAUGAACAGCUGGAGCUCAUGGAAUUAGCAGCUGCAAGCAGGGGGCUAAGUUCGAUAGUUCACCUUAACUAUGAUGCUUUGCAAACUCUUGAGUCAUUCAGAGGCUCUUUGAGCAUGUUCCCGCCAGAAUUCGUACAAUUGAAAAAGCCAUUUUCUAUUGAGCCUUGGAUGGAUUCAGAGGAAAAUGUGGGGAAUCUUCUAAUGGUUUGGAGAUUUUUUAUUACGUUUGCUGAUGUUCUUGGGUUGUGGCCUUUUACGCUCGAUGAACUUGUUCAAGCUUUUCAUGACUAUGAUUCGAGGUUGCUGGGUGAAGUACAUCUUGCUCUUCUGAGACUGAUAAUCAAAGAUAUUGAAGAUGUUGCUAGAACACCAUCUAUUGGAUUGGGAGCAAAUCAAUACUCUCCAGCUAAUCCUGAAGGUGGACAUCCGCAAAUUGUUGAGGGGGCAUAUUUGUGGGGCUUCGACAUACGAAACUGGCAGAGACACUUAAACCCAUUAACAUGGCCUGAAAUAUUUAGGCAGUUAGCAUUAUCUGCAGGAUUUGGGCCACGGUUGAAAAAGAAAGGUGCAACAUGGACAUAUUUGGGUGACCAUGACGAGGUUAAAGGUUGUGAAGAUACAAUUUCUACUAUUCGUAAUGGAUCGGCAGCUGAAAAUGCAUUUGCACUCAUGAGAGAAAGGGGCUUAUUACUUCCCCGAAGAUCUAGGCAUAGAUUGACACCUGGAACAGUUAAAUUUGCAGCUUUCCAUGUUCUUUCACUUGAGGGAAGCAAGGGAUUGACAGUGUUAGAACUUGCAGACAAGAUUCAGAAAUCUGGACUUCGAGACCUAACGACAAGCAAGACACCGGAGGCCUCUAUAUCUGUUGCACUGACAAGGGAUCAAAAGCUUUUCGAAAGAAUUGCUCCUUCAACGUAUUGCCUACGGGCUGCCUACAGAAAGGAUCCUGCUGAUGCUGAGUCAAUUCUUGCAGCUGCUAGGAAGAAAAUUCGGAUUUUUGAAAAUGGGUUUUUAGGUGGAGAUGAUGUUGAUGAUGUUGAAAGAGAUGAGGAAUCUGAAGGUGAUGUUGAUGAGGACCCAGAAGUUGAUGAUUUAGCUACUUCAUUGGAUGCUAACAAAAGCAUAGAGCAUUACAGUGAAGCAAAUACUUGUUCUGGAAGCGGAAAAGCUAAUGUCUGCAAUGGUGUUUCAUUAAUUGUACAAAAUGAAUCUGUAAAAGAACCUUUAUGUGUCCCACUGAAAGGUCCGAAGAAUUUGAAGACACCAAGUAUGAUGGAACAGUGUAUUAUGCAAGAAGAUGCAGGGUCUAGCAAGGCAGAUCAGGAUAACGUCGAGAUUGAUGAAAGCAAUUCAGGUGAAUCAUGGAUUCAAGGGCUUGCAGAAGGAGAGUAUGCUCAUCUCAGUGUCGAGGAGCGUCUUAAUGCCCUGGCUGCAUUGGUUGGUAUAGCAAAUGAAGGAAAUACCAUCCGCUCUGUUCUUGAGGAUCGUUUGGAAGCAGCAAAUUCUCUGAAAAAGCAAAUGUGGGCUGAGGCACAAUUAGAUAAAAGUCGUCUAAAAGAAGAUAUUAUGAGUAAAUUAGAUUUUUCAUCUUUAAUUGGGGGAAAAGCUGAAAUCCAAAUUGCUGGUUCUGUGAUGGAGGGUAGUCAAACUCCAUUGUAUCUCACUGACAACAACAAUAAGGAGGCAUCUCCCAUUGAAGACCAAAAAUCAUUGCUUGCUUUAGAAGGGGUUUCAACUGAAAGGCAACUCAUUGUUCAUGAUCCCUCCUCAAAUCCAGAUAACUUCUCAAAUCAGCAACAUGGUUGCACUUCAAAAAGGUCUCGCUCAAAACUGAAAGCUUAUGUUGGUCACCUAGCAGAAGAGACAUAUGUGUAUAGGUCCUUGCCUCUUGGGCAAGAUCGUCGAAGGAAUCGGUACUGGCAGUUUGUUGCAUCUGCUUCCAGAAAUGAUCCUUGUUCUGGUAGGAUAUUUGUUGAAUUGCAUGAUGGAAUUUGGAGGGUUAUUGAUUCUGCAGAGGCCUUGGACGCCCUUUUGUCAUCUUUGGACACUCGUGGGGUUAGGGAGUCCCAUUUGCAUAUUAUGUUGCAAAAGAUCGAGAAAUCCUUUAAAUAUAACACUCACAGGAACUUGCGUUCUCUAGCAAUAGCUGAAAAUGAAGCUUGUGAAGCAGACUCCAGCUCCAAUUGCUCGGCUGGUAUUGGUAGUCCUAUCAGUGCUGUGUGUGGUUUAAAUUCUGAUCCUUCGGAUGAUUUUUCUCAUCUUAGAAUUGAGCUCGGAAGAAAUGAAUUGGAAAAAAGAAGUGCUUUAAAAAGAAACCAAGAUUUUCAGAAGUGGAUGCAGAAGGAAUGCUUUAAUUCCUCAACAUUAUGUGCCUCGAGACAUGGAAAGAAGAGGUGUAUCCAGCUGUUGGUCACUUGUGACCGGUGCUUGGAUUCUUAUCUCGUUGGAGACACCCACUGUCUUUCUUGCCACCAGACAUUUAUUGCUGCUAAUAAGAGCUUUAAUAUUUUUGAACAUGAAGUUCAGUGCAAAGGAGAAAUGAGGUUAGAGCCGGGGGUUUGUGAUUCCUCUCUGCCUCCAGGAAUCAGAUCACUUAAGGCUCUAUUGUCUUUCAUUGAGGCAUCUGUUCCGUCAGAAGCACUGGAGUCAUUUUGGUCCGAAAACCACAGAGAGAUCUGGGCUAUGAAGCUGAAUAUGUCGUCAUCAUCUGAGGAACUCCUGCAGGUAUUGACCAUUCUCGAGAGUGCCAUAAAACGAGAUAGUUUAUCUGCUAACUUUGAGAUGACAAAAGAAUUUUUGGGUGGCACAAUUUUGUCCGAGUGCGCAAUACAAGGUCCUGAUAUGAGAUCGGUCCCUGUGCUUUCAUGGAUACCAAAAACCACUGCGGCUGUGGCCCUCAGGCUUUUUGAUCUCGACGCAUCAGUUGCAUACGUUCGGCAAGAGAAAGCUCCGGUCAGUGAGAGCAAGCCACUUAAACUGUCCAUGAAGCUUUCUUCGAGAUACUCUCCACUUAAGAAUAAAGAGGUCGAAGUGAAAGAAGUAAAGCAAGAACAUUUCAAAGAAGAUCACUUCACUGACAUCCGUGCUACUAAGCGUAACAACCACAAACGUGGUGGGCGAGUAGGACGUGAUCAAGGAUACGGUAUGAAGUCACAGAGAAGCUUAUCUGGUAUUAAAUCUGAUGCCUUAAGGCGGAAUUCCAGGGAAGUUGAUAACUUUAAUUUUAAACCAAGACAACAAAGCCGGAAAGCAAAUCCGCAAGUUUCUAGUAGGGGUCGCCGCACAGUUCGAAAGAGGAGAGCAGAAGUAAGAGCAGAUGACGAGACAUUAAUUAGUCGAGUGAGGGACACAGUUGGCCCACGGAGCUACAGUGGAUCGUUUAGAAACUUGACUGAGGACGAUUGGGGUGAUGAAAAAAUUAGUGUAGAUAUGGAUGAUGCUGAACCUAGCAACAGCAUUGAAGCAAUGGAAUCUGAUGAAAACGCUGAAGCAGAAGGAUUUGAGCAAGGAAGUUGGGAGCAGAGUUUUAAUCGACCCAUUAAUGGGUGGAACAGAAACUUAAUGGAAAUGAGUGACGACGAUGGAGGUAGAAAUGCUUCUAGGGAGUUUAAUGUCGUUGAUGUGGGAGUUGAAAGCUCCGAGGAAGAUUCGAGCGAGGGCUCACAAAGAGCAGCUAAUAGAAUGGUGAACAAUGAAGGCAUAGACUCAUCAGACGAUUACAGCGAGUGAGUUGCAUUAUUUUUAUUGGCAGCUCAACUAUCCAAUGAUUAUAUGAUAGAAGACAGAAAGAAACGGGCGGAGCUUUCUGCAAUACGAAAUUAGAAAAAGUAGUUAGGAGGUAGGAGUAAUUUAUUAUUCGAUCAAUUUGCAUUGUCUGUGUAAGGUAUGAUCGUUUGAGAUGAGUUUUUUUGUCUGUAUUUUUUCCCCAUUGUACAAGUUCUUUGUUUUGUGUUUAUGAUUCUUUCAAGUGCAGUAGAAAUCCUAUUAAUAAAUUAGUUUUAAGUUGUUCUA
Molecule: messenger RNA, 5808 nt
Organism: Mercurialis annua (annual mercury)
Lineage: Eukaryota; Viridiplantae; Streptophyta; Magnoliopsida; Malpighiales; Euphorbiaceae
Product: homeobox-DDT domain protein RLT1
Exons: 18
Coding region: 229-5526 (1765 amino acids)
Biological process (GO): regulation of transcription by RNA polymerase II
Molecular function (GO): DNA binding
Source: RefSeq, a predicted model, not a curated record